AUGAAGGUAUUGGUGGGAAUGGUAUUAGGUUGGUGUUUGUCUAAGAUAGUCGGCUCUCAAUUACAAAAACUUCUUCCAAAAACUAAGGCGGCGGCUGGCCGGAACUCUUUUCCGACGGAUGAUGACGAUGAGGGGUUUACUGUGGAAACAAGAGAUGUUUCACCGGCACAUUUUUUGACAAAAAUCGAAUCUUUCUCCUUAUUUUCCGAGUACGGUAUUCGUAAAUACGAAUCCAAGGAAUUUGAAGUAGGAGAUUACAAAUGGAGACUCAUAAUCUAUCCGUAUGGCAAAGAAAAAGACGAUAGCCAUGUUUCAGUAUACCUGGCUAUGGCGGAGACAAGUUCUUUACCUAUAGACUGGGAGUUCAAUGCCAAUUUCACAAUCUUUCUCUACAAUCAAAUAGCAGACAAUUAUCUAUGUUUUCGAGUAAACGGAGUGCGGCGCUUUAAUGAAACAAAGUCCAAUUGGGGAUUUUCCAAAUUUAUAUCUACGGAAAGUUUGAAAAAUAAAUCAAACGGAUACCUGGUUGACGACAACUUUGUUCUUGGCGCUGAAGUUUUUUGUAACCACAACAGACAACGAGUUAUUGAGAAUGUGACUUUGCUUAGGCGUGCAACAUAUCCAUAUACACGCGCAUGGAAGAUUGUAGGUUUCUCUAAGUUGGAAGAUGUUUGGGAGUCCGAAGAGUUCACCAUAAGAGAUGUCAAUUGGAAAGUGAUGCUAUAUCCAAAUGGAUAUUCGAGUUCAAAGGGCCGUGAUUUGUCGGUUUUUUUGGUGUGUGUUAGUGCCGGUGCUCGUAAAAGAAUCAUGGCAGAUUUCCGCAUGCGCUUAAAAAAUGGUUUGAACCUAUCUCCUAUCAACAUGUCUGAAAAAUCAUCUCGGUGGUUUACGUCUGCAAAUAAAUGUUGGGGGUUCUGUGAUUUCAUAAGUCUCGACACAUUGCUCGAUCUCGGAAACUACUUCAUUGUUAAUGAUUGCUUCACAAUAGAAGUGGAGAUUUCUGUGCAGAUUGUUGUGGUGCGUUGCUACUUGUGCAUCAUAUCCAGUCGUUGCUUAAUUGUUCUGCGAAGAACGAUAAGAUCAUGUCCGUUAAAUGUAUAUAACCAACCGAAUCCACAAGUUAUACAUGCAAUGGCUGUCAAAGAUUACCUUCAACGGUGGUUCUACUGCAAAAAUAGUUGUGAGAUUGUCUUCAUGCUUUGUUUUGCUGAAAUGGUACUAGAGACUGCUCCAAUUUCGUGGCCUUGUCUGUUAUUUUCGUGGAUGAUAUUAUUGGAAAUGGUAAUAGAGACUGCUCCGUCGUACUUCGGCGCUGUGCGCUUCUCCGCCGGCGUAAUUCUGGACUCCGGCCACCUCCGCCGCCAGCCUUGCUGUCACGCGUUCGAAUAAUUCGUUGUUUGAUGCCCCGUCUUCUUCCUUUGCAGUGGAGUGUUGGACAUAAAGGUUACAGGAGGUGCUGCCUACUUCAGCACUUGCAGAAGCUUGCGGAGUGAAUAGGUGCUUCAACCAAGGAAGUGAAGUCUGCUCUUGUAUCCUGCAAAUGGGAUAUUUGCGAAUUUCCUUUCUUUUCCAUUUUUUCUGCAUUGAGGUUGUGUAUGCAUGCUUAUAAAAUAAGCACAGCUUCUGUUGGAUUACUGUGGAGGCUGCACAUAAGGACCUGAGAGAAAGAGUGGUUGUUCUUGCAUCAAAGAUCUCUUGUUGAACUGUUCCUGAGGGUUUGCUUUCGUGUCAAAAAGGAUGACGCCCCUAUGGUGCUGGGUUGACCAGAGGGCAGCAUCUUACUGGGAAGGAUUUUAGUGGCAAAACUUUAAUCAAGCAAGAUUUCAAGACGGUAUUGCAUUUUUCGUUUUAUAUUUUUCCUCAAUCAUUUGUUUAUUUGUCUGUGUGGUUUAUGAUUAUUUAUGCUCUGAGGAAUGUUUUUGUCAAUACUUGGUUAUUCAGGUUAGACUGUUUUCAGAUUAUCCCAAUUGUGGUUCAAUGUGACUUUGGAUAUUGUUUCCAUGGUAGAUGCAAGUCCCAUAUGAUA
Messenger RNA from Erythranthe guttata (spotted monkey flower), 2026 nucleotides. The record is from RefSeq and is a predicted model, not a curated record. NCBI's taxonomy places the organism in Eukaryota, Viridiplantae, Streptophyta, Magnoliopsida, Lamiales, Phrymaceae.